GGCGCAAAAUAUUGUUGUUGUUUCUGACUACAAUUUCAAUGGCAAAAUUCCAAUCAAUUCAGCUCUCAGGACAAUCUAUUAAAGAUGCCCUAGUCGAGUACACAAUUCUCGAUAUCAUGAACAACAAUCAAUUCGAAGGCAUUGAAUUUGAUUAUGCAGAAGACGGCUUUCCAGCGUAUAAAUUCCUACCCAUCGCUGAUGUCAAGUCGCCGUAUCGCUUGUUCCUGCCAGAGAAGUUGUAUGAAUUUGCAAUUAUGGCGUCGUUUAGCCCGAAUUCACCCAAGGGCGGUUAUCUAUUCAGUGUGGUGAAUCCAUUGGAUACGGUUGUGCAGUUGGGCUUACAUUUAUCACCUGCGAUAAAAGGCAUGUGGAAUGUGUCGCUGCUGUACACACAAUCCGAGAGUAAUACGAUACGGAAACUAGUCAGCUACCAGCUACCCUACAAGGGCAAAACCUGGUCGAACAUCGCCUUUCAAGUGCUAAGCGAUAAAGUCGUCUUUUAUCACAAUUGUAAAGAGACCGAAACCACAUUAAUUUCUAAGGAGCCCAUGGAGCUUGUUUUCGAUUCCGCAUCCACUUUGUAUGUGGGACAAGCUGGCCCAAAUCUCGGCGGAAAUUUCGAG
This is a messenger RNA of Teleopsis dalmanni, 623 nucleotides long. RefSeq names its product collagen alpha-1(XVIII) chain-like. The annotation marks the transcript as partial. The record is from RefSeq and is a predicted model, not a curated record. NCBI's taxonomy places the organism in Eukaryota, Metazoa, Arthropoda, Insecta, Diptera, Diopsidae. The transcript is spliced from 2 exons.